CUAACCUCUUUGUUUCCUAGAUGAAUACUCAAUGACAUUGUUGAAUAAUUUCAAUUUUUUUUUUGUAUAUAAUUCAUCAAGUAUAUUUAAACUAAUUGUUGAAUAAAAUCAAAUGCGGUAACGUGUAAUCAGAAAAGAAUACGAAUCGUAUGAUUCAAGAACAAAGGUGAAACGUAUAAAUAAAAAUGCAAUUAAACAUUCAAGAAUGGCAAUAUGAAUCGUAAUUUUGUGAAAAUUGAAAAAUAUUAUUUAAACCAUAUAUUCAAUGAAUAUGUAUUCAAGAUUAUAUUAUUUCAAAUUUUAUGAUACAUAUGAAUUGAUAAAAAAGAAACGCAAAUAAAAUUAGAGAUAUUUUUUUGUAAAAUGAAAUUGUUUGAUUAAAGAUUGUUUAUGUUUUUUAUAUAUUCAUUUUUAAAUUUGUUUCUGAAUUGUUUUUUUCUUUCUUUAUUAAUUUAUAUUAAUAAUCAUGUCAAAACCUGAUAUGCCAAAACUCGUAACUGCACUUUUUUCCUUUAAAGGAAAAAAUAAUGAUGAAUUAUGUUUUAAAAAAGGAGAUGUAAUAACAAUAACACAAACAGAUGAAGAAGGCUGGUGGGAAGGCACAUUGCAUGACAAAACUGGUUGGUUUCCAUCUAAUUAUGUUAAGGAAUGUAGAGUUUCAGAAAAUAAUAUUUCAACUAUGAAGACUUCUCCUGAAAAAAUUUUGCAAGAAUCCCCUGUGCAUCAAAAAUUAAAUCGAGAUAUUGUAUUAAAGGAUUUAAUAGAUUCUGAAAGAGUGAAUGUAGCAGAAUUGCAAGGUUUAAUAAAUAAUUUUUUACAUCCUUUAGAAUCUGCUAAUAUAUUAGAAGAAGAAGAAUACAAGCAACUUUUAGGUAAUAUACAUGAAGUUCUUGAAAUACAUCAAUUAUUGUUAUCUAACUUGGAAGCAACUAUAACACAAGAUUGUGCUUUGAGAGUUGGAAAUCUCUUUUUAACAUUAGCACCAAAAUUAAAAUCUAUUCAUAUAACGUAUUGUGGAAAUCAUCCACAGGCUGUAUGUAUUUUAGAUCAAUACAGAGAUGAAUUGAAUAAUUUCAUGGAAUGUAAUGGAGCAAUAUCACCGGGUAUAUUAGUAUUAACAACUAGUUUAAGUAAACCUUUUCGAAGAUUGGACAAAUAUUCUGCUAUGCUUCAAGAAUUGGAAAGGUAUACGGAAAAGAAUCAUCCUGAUAGAGGCGACAUUCAACGCAGUAUAGCUGUAUAUAGGGAAAUAGCUGAUCAAUGUAUAUCUAUACGAAAACAACGUGAAUUAGCACUCCAAGUUUUAACUAGUGGUAUUAAAGGAUGGGAGGGAGAAGAAUUAAGUUCUCUUGGAGAAAUUCUUUACAUUGGCUCAGUCACUUUGGCAAAUGGAACUACAAGUCUAGAUCGUCGAGAUAGAUAUUUUGUUCUUUUUCCAACAACUCUUUUAGUUCUCAGUAUCAGUCCAAGAAUGAGUUCUUUUGUUUAUGAAGGAAAACUUCCAUUAACAGGUAUUACCAUUAUUCAAAUAGAAGAUACAGAUGAAAUAAGAAAUACUUUCGAAAUUACAGGGCCCAUGAUUGAGAAUAUACUUGUAUUUUGUGCUACUAAAGAAGAUCAACAGCGUUGGAUUAAACUUUUAAUACAAGAACAAACAACAAAUAGUAAUCUUGUAAAAUCAUCAAUGACAUCACGCAUUUGCAGCCAACAAAAUGGGAAACAGCAGUUACAAGCACAGCAGCAACAACAACAACAACAACAACAACAACAACAACAACAACAACAACAUCACAAAUCAAUCAUGGAACAUUGUUCCACCUUAGGAAUUAAAACACCUUGGAAUAUCGCUUCAUUACGACCAGCACCUCCUUUUUAUGCUUUUAAAAUAUUUAAUAAAACUGACAUCAGUUUGGAUUUAUCUUCAUCACGUUCAUGUAAUGAAAGACAAUUUGAAGAAGAUGCGAUCAUCUUAAAAGUGAUUGAGGCAUACUGUCUUUCUGUUAAUGCUAGAUUUACCAUGCAUUCUGGAGAAUCAACUUCAAUAUUGGAAUAUGAUUCACAUAAAAUGCAAGAAAAAGUAUCUUUAAUGAAUAAUCGUGAAAAUUGGGAUUUUUAUACUAAUCGGUUAUUAUCAGAAACAGUUAUGACAUUGAAAAAUCAAAUGACAAAUUUACAAUCACAAAUGUCAUUAUUGACAAAACAAUUAGAUGAAGAGAGACGAUCAAGACUUUCUUUAGCUGCUACAAUAAAGCGUAGUAUUGGUAUAAUGGAUGGAUCGGUAUCUUAAAUGCUUAUUUAUUGAUGUUUAUUUUUAUUAUAUUUAUAUUUUUUAAUGUGAUAUAAUAGGAAUGUUUUUUUUUUAAAAUGUUUGUAACUCUAUUAUUUGUAAAGAAAAAUAUAAACGUAAAUAACUAAUUGAAUUAUUUAAUAUAAUACAAUUUUUGAAAUUUUCAUUCAUUGUAGAUACUUAUGUUGUUUGCAUGAAAAUUACAAAUAUAUUUAUUAUAAAUGAAUUAAA
This is a messenger RNA of Apis florea (little honeybee), 2518 nucleotides long. RefSeq names its product Rho-type guanine nucleotide exchange factor (gene RtGEF). Lineage: Eukaryota; Metazoa; Arthropoda; Insecta; Hymenoptera; Apidae. Gene Ontology annotation, cellular component: cytoplasm. The record is from RefSeq and is a predicted model, not a curated record. Gene Ontology annotation, molecular function: protein binding; guanyl-nucleotide exchange factor activity.